This is a messenger RNA of Beta vulgaris subsp. vulgaris (sugar beet), 1260 nucleotides long. RefSeq lists its product as uncharacterized. The record is from RefSeq and is a predicted model, not a curated record. The coding region runs from base 154 to 609 and encodes 151 amino acids. The transcript is spliced from 2 exons. NCBI's taxonomy places the organism in Eukaryota, Viridiplantae, Streptophyta, Magnoliopsida, Caryophyllales, Amaranthaceae.
UCUUUGCGGAAGUGUUACCACUAAGAAUCAAAGAGACGGACUAUACGAGGACGAAGGUCAACCGCCUCUUACAGAAGUACUCGGCGAAAGAACGGACUUUCAGGAACAAAUUUGAGUUAACAUCCUCUCACGGUGAAGUUUUGCCCCAGGACAAUGACCAGCAUAUCAACAACACCACCGAACCAACGAACAACACCGACGAACCGACAAACAACACCUCUCCAUCCAUGGCAUCAAAGAAUACCAUGUCUACUAGAUCCAAAACUCCCACGCACCGUCGCUCUUUCUGAAACUGAGAUGUUGGAGCGAGCGAAGAAGAGGACGAAAAUUGCAGGAGAAACUAUGGCAACGCUGUCCUCCAUAAUUCCUCCCAAGGUUCCUAGAACAGCUACGCUUGUGGAUGCUCCAAAAUCGGCUAGGACGCCGUUCCAAGAAGGUGAAACGUUCAUCAUCACGCUUCCCAAGAACUUCUGCGAAAUUACUACGCCAACAAUCUUCCCUGUUGCGAAGAAGCUUGUGUUCUCGGCACCACAACGCCGUCUGGCCAGUUUGCCCUUCACCAGCGUAGCGAGCGAAGGGCUAGCCCUGCAAAUCCAUUUUAGCGUCUAGCACACUUAAAUAUUAGCCGAAAAUUAGUACCUUUACUGACGGCGUUAAUACUUUCAAGUUGUUCAAAACUCCCUUGCUCUUCGCAAUGUUGUUGUUACUCUGGAGAAAGAGUGCGAAACUCUUCGUGACAAACUGGAAAGGUCCAUAGUUACAUAAAGGACAGCACAAACUAAGCUGAAGCACCUCACAGCAGAGGUGGCAAAAGAGAAGGAGUUGUUUGUUGAGCAGGCAACAGAAUUGUCGGCGUUGAAGGAAGAAAUGGAGUCGACGGUGGCUGGGCAGUGUGAAGAGCUUGUGGAAGCCUCCAGCCACUACACUUGGAAAACCAAGGCUCGCACAAAGAAGCAGUAUAUUGAAGGACAGGCGUCAUCGUGGACUCCGAAGGCUGACGUCGGGCAAUUUCUGGAAGUUUUCGGCACUCCUGAAGAUAUGCUUUCAGACGGCAUCAGCGAAAUCGAUGUAGCUACUAUUGCUGACUCCGGCAUCAACGACGUUGGCACUGAUAAUGCUUGAACAAUUUUAAUUCCUGCAAGGUGUUGUGACACCUAUUAAAACAUUGUUAAUUUGUAGUUUGUUUUGGGGUGUCGUGUCACCAAGUUUUGUUUUUUGUUGUGUGUUGGUGUUGGAGCACCUGUUUGAAACACUUAUCUC